AUCUUACGAGAUGGCUAGACAGAGCUAUGGAGGACAAAACCCAAAAUCCCCAAGAACAGCCAUCGACAAACAUCACAGAAAUCAGCGAAUCAUGGCCCCGGCGAGCAUGGGCCCACCUCGAGUCUGUACGCCGAGCCUCGCCCCUUAUCCAGUGCAUCACGAACUUCGUCUCCAUGGAUCUCGUCGCCAAUGUUCUGCUCGCCGCCGGCGCCUCCCCGGCGAUGAUACACUCAAUUCAAGAAAUCCCUGACUUCGCGCCCAAGACCCACGCCCUGUACGUAAACGUCGGAACACUCACCCCCGACUGGCUACCACGCAUGAAGACGGCUGGCCGAACCUGUAGGCAUUCCUUGAUGUUGACCGAUCUCUUUCAGGGUGUAGACAGCAUGCAUGACUCAGCGGAUGCAGUUGAAGCAGCAAAGUCGCUGGCUCAAGUUACAGGAAGUGUAGUUGCUGUAUCCGGGGCAGUCGACAUAGUCACAGAUGGCCAACGCUUGGUUGGUGCUAGAAAUGGGGUUGCUAUGCUGCAAAAGAUCACAGCAACAGGAUGCUCCGUCACUGCCCUAAUUGCUGCUUUUGUAGCAAUCGAUCCUCUACGGCCAUUUGAAGCCACAGCCACCGCACUGUCCGUUUUUGGCCUUGCAGCCGAGAUAGGGAUGGAGAUGGCUAAAGGGCCG
This is a messenger RNA of Sesamum indicum (sesame), 677 nucleotides long. The record is from RefSeq and is a predicted model, not a curated record. Lineage: Eukaryota; Viridiplantae; Streptophyta; Magnoliopsida; Lamiales; Pedaliaceae.